Molecule: messenger RNA, 1815 nt
Organism: Biomphalaria glabrata
Lineage: Eukaryota; Metazoa; Mollusca; Gastropoda; Planorbidae
Exons: 2
Coding region: 141-1445 (434 amino acids)
Molecular function (GO): GTP binding
Source: RefSeq, a predicted model, not a curated record
ACAUUAGAAUAUCGGAUCGUUCUUUUCGUGAGUAUUAAUUGGGAAAAUCCGUAAUCGCUUUUUUCCCCGAUAAAGUGUUCGCUUUGGAGAAAAACUGCAUCUGUGUCGAAAGUGGAGACGAGUUCUUUCUGAGCUGAACAAUGUCUUCUACACCUUGUGAUAUUGAUCUUCUAAUGAUUGGCAAAACUGGGAAUGGGAAAAGUGCACUCGGCAACACAAUACUUAAUAGAAAAAUGUUCUACAGUCGAUCAAGUACAGCAUCGGUUACCAAAGAAAUUCAGUACGAGGUGAGCGAGGUCAAUGGUCGUGUGAUUAAAGUGGUCGAUGGACCAGGUGUUGGGGACACUAGAAUGGACAAUGAAAAAUCGACCAGACUCGUCAUGGAUGCCAUGUCUUACGCGAUCUCCGUCAACCCAAAAGGCUAUCACGCCUUCCUGCUUGUCGUCAAGUUUGGUGGGAGAUUCACUGUGGAAGAUCAAGACACGAUCGCCUUUUUGAAGAAAAUAUUUGGCGAAAGCUUUGUGAAAGACUUUUGUAUCCUUGUUAUGACUUGUGGCGACAACUUCGAGUCAGACAGUGAAGAGACUGGGAAAACGUUUCAUGAGUGGUGCCAGGAACAGGAAGGAGUGUUUCAUGAACUUUUACAGGAAUGCAAUGGGCGAGUUCUACUUUUUGACAACAGAACCAAAGACGAAGAGAAAAAGUCUAAACAAAUAACUGAACUUAUUCAAAUGGUUGAUCAUCUGACAGUUCACGGUCAUCGUUAUAAAGAUGACAAUUUUGAAAAAGCUAGAAAAGCUCGUGAACGUGUGAUCGUGGAAGCCAAAAAGCCAAUGAUUCGUGAGGAAACAAUGCGAGAGACCAGUCUGAUCAUACAAAAGCUGCAAGUAAUUCAAGGUACUAUGGAGCCAGAAAACAGGAAAGCUAGCCUUGGUGACCUUUUAAUCCGAGCUGAAACAUUGUACGGCAGUAUAAACACCCAAGACAACGGUACUGGAGCACUCCAUGAUCUUGUACAGACAGUGUUGUCCCUGAAAAAUACAAUCCAAGACGAGAUCAAACUAUCAGAGCGCGUGGCGGAAGAAAAAGAAAAGAUGAAAAUAGAAGAAGCCAAGCGCCAAAAAGAAUUUGAAGAGUUGUUGCGCCGCCAAAGAGAAGAGUACGAGGAGCAGCUGAAGAAAGAAAGACUUGAGGACGAGAAGCGCAGAGCUGUACAAAUGGAACAAGAGAAUAGGAUACGAGACAUGGAACAUAAUAGACGAUUGGAAAGGGAGAGGAUAGAACGGGAGCAAUUGGAGCAGUUGGAGAAAGAAAGACGUGAGAAUCAACAGAAAACGGAAGUGUUGGAGAGAAAGUAUUUAGAAGCCAAAGCUAAAAAUGACGAAGGAUUUCUGGAUAAAAUUGUUAAUUUUGUCACUUGGCCAUUCAGGCAAAUAUUUGGUUAAAAGAAACAACUAUUUACUCCUGGCUAGAAACAAAUAUUGUAAUUAUUUUUGCCUCUCUAUUUCAUGUCUGUAGAAAUUUUUACAAACAUUAUACUAUAAAUGAGUAUGUUUUAUGCCCUUAAAAAGUACUUAGGUUUUCAAAGGGAUACAGACGCACUCUAUGCUAAACAUAUAGUAAAAGCGUUUAUAUAACAAAAAGAAAUCUUAUUGGCUAUUAGGAGCUCAACUGUGAAUGUAAAUGUUAACUAUUUGAAUGUAUUAGUCUAUGAAGGUCGUGUUUGUGUGUGUGUUUUGUCAUUAUUACACUCUCACAUUAGAUAAAUAAGUCGUUUGUGAUAAAAAUAAAACUUUGUAGUUUAGUAGAAAUGUA